Molecule: messenger RNA, 6313 nt
Organism: Neoarius graeffei (lesser salmon catfish)
Lineage: Eukaryota; Metazoa; Chordata; Actinopteri; Siluriformes; Ariidae
Gene: ppargc1b
Product: peroxisome proliferator-activated receptor gamma, coactivator 1 beta
Exons: 12
Coding region: 20-2548 (842 amino acids)
Biological process (GO): positive regulation of transcription by RNA polymerase II
Cellular component (GO): nucleus
Molecular function (GO): RNA binding; transcription factor binding
Source: RefSeq, a predicted model, not a curated record
GGCUCUCAUUCUCUAGAAGAUGGCGGACUGCGUUUCGCUGUUAGAUGAGGAGCUCUCUUCCUUCGUCUUCAAUUACUUGACAGAAAACUCCAGAAGCCCGUAUGGGGAAGAGGAGGUGUGCUCAGACCGCCUGGACACUGAUUUCCCUGACUUCGACCUCUCUCAGCUGGACACCAGCGACUUUGACUCAGUGAACUGCCUCAGCGAGCUGCACUGGUGCAAUGACCACUCAGACAACUCCCCCGCCUCCAUACAGUACAGUGCAGGAGACGCCGAGCUCUUCGAGACAGAAGAGGAGAAUGCGGCGCUGCUCGCCGCUCUCACAGACAGCCUGGAUGGCAUUGUGGAGGACGGGGUGGGGGGGCUGUCCGUGUUCCCCUCUCUGGGUGAAGACCCUGAGGAGGAGGAAGAGGAGGAGGAGGAGGAGGAAGACGAGCUCCUUUUGGAAAGUGAGGCUGUCCAAGGCUCGCUGAGCCCAGAGACAGAAGACCCGUCUCUACUGAAAAAGCUCCUGCUGUCCCCCCCAAAUGUGCCUGUGGGUCUGGACUCAAACAGAUUGAACAGUGUGCUUAGUAAGGCUCAGCAACUCAAGUGUACCCGUCCUCUUCUGAAGAGGGACAGAGCAUGCACAGUGGAGAGGAAGCCACAAGCGUUCAGGCCUGUGGGUCAUCUCUGCACUGAGCUGCACCGCCACCUCACCCAGGAGGCAAACACCGAGGACACACCUACAGCUGAUACCGAGGAGGAGGAAGAUGAGGACAGUGACUCGGAGGAUGAGGACAGAGAGGAUGAAGAGGAAGAGGAGUCUUCAUCCAGCAGUGAGGUGGAGAGCACCAUGUGCACUGCGCCUCUUGAACCUCAGUUCCCGUCAGAGAAAGAGCGUCACUCUGUGGUGGAGCUCAUCCGCUACAUGCACACGUACUGUGUCCCAUCACGUAAGCAGGCCAACUGGGACCGCAAGGAGCGUGAACAUGUAAUACGCAAGACCAAGCCCGAGAACCCUGCAAUCUCUCGUAUUGCUACCCCCAGUUGUCCUAAACCUGCCACCCAACCCACCAUGCUCUCCAGCAGCAGCAGCACCAAUAAAGGAUCGAAGCCCAAGAUUCCUUUUGUACGGCGCCGAGAAACUAAAGCGCACUCCCUGCUUAAGGAGCUGCUGGAGGCUGUCGCUUCCUUUGAUGUGAGCAAGCCGUACAGACUGCACAGCCCCCCGUAUAGCUACAGCAGGACCACCGCAGCCCGACCCAAAGCUGAGCACAAAGACACAAGUGUCAUUGAAGGCUCUCAGGUGGCUGCCAAGCGGCCAAAAUGCCCUGAAAUAGACGAGGGCUCGUUUUCGGUGCGACGCUCUCGCCGCUUAGCCUCCUUCCCAAGCCGAUUUGCAAAAAGACCACGUUCGAGUGGCCACUCCAGUGAGGAGGAGAGCUCAAUACACCACCCUGCCAUGGAUUCCCCGGCUGAAGACAGCAUUGAGAAAGCAGACUCCCAGAAGAACCCUGAAACCCCAAACCUCUGCUGUAAUGACGAUAAGCGUGCCUACCUUUGUCUGACGCUGACUCCUAAAUCCACAGGAGAUCCAAGCAGGCCCUUUGAGCAGACUCUCUGCAUGGAACUGUGCGGCACGGCAGGACUCACCCCACCCACAACUCCGCCUCACAAACCUGUCGAGGAAGAGCUCUUCAAGCCCGAGGGCAAAGCCGAACUGCCCGGGAAGGGCUUGUGCCCAGCGCGGACACACCUGCGGAAGCUUCCUGAGCAGACGGAGCUGUAUGCCCAGUUGCAGCGCAUGGGCCCGACGGGUGAGAGCCAGAUCAAGGGAGCCUACAGAGACCAUGACUACUGCAUGCUAAACUUAGGCGAGAGCCACAAAAGGAUUGCUGCCAUCCUCCCAGUGCCCAUCUGCUACACUAAGGUCCAGGAGGGAGAGGAGGAGAUGGGUGAGAAAGACAGGGCAGAAAAGAUGGGCGAGAAAAUGAGGCAGGAGGAGACGGAGACCCAACAGGCUGAUUUGUCCCCAGACCUCUCCCCACGCCAACCUGUGGAGACAGGACAGCCCUCGCCUGCCUGCUCACCCACUCCUGAGGCUGAUGUUGAGUACCCUGACUCAUGCCAGCCACCCUCACCCUGCCAUCAGAUCAACCUCAGCUGUGAGAGCCACCGUGACAAGCAGAGCAAUAACACUACACACGGACAAGAGGACGGGGACAAAUGCCAAGUAUUGUACAUUCACAAUCUGCCAAGCAGCGUCACACAGGCUGUCCUGCGCAAACGCUUCAAGGCCUUUGGCGACCCAGAGGAUUGCCGCGUGCUCAUCGAAAAGGAGGAGCGUUACGGAGUCAUCACUUUUCGGCAGAAUCAGAAUGAGCUGAGUCAGAAGCACAGGCGACAUGACUCUGGGGGUCAGUACGCUGGAAGUGGCAAUCGGAGGUUCAGCAGGAAGCGGUAUAUAGAUCUGGAUGAGGCAGGACCAGGCCCAGUGAAGAGCAAGUAUGACGCUCUGGACUUUGACACUUUGCUUAAGGAGGCCCAGAGGAGUCUCCACCGCUGACACGCCUUACUGACAGCUCAGCAAUCCUCACUCCUGAGCCACCUCACAACCUCAGCCCAGACUCCACAUCAUGUUUACAUUUUUGAACACUGAUAUCGGGGAAAAAAAAAUCGGACCUUCUUGUUGAGGCUGGAGUGCUGCUGAGGCUUGAGGAUGAAACCGAGACAUGAAACAACAACAGAAAGAAGCGUGUAGACGUCAAACACUAGUGGCCUCUGAGCGGCCCUGGCUUUCUGUAGCAAACCCUUGCUCUUUCUCCGUUUGGUCGUUUGUGACGUCUGUAUGUGUGUUGCAUUGCUUUUUUUUUUUUAGUUUUUUGUAACCUUUUGUCACUUUUUCGGUGGAACUGCAACUUUCACCAAUUUGUCGUACAAGUAUAUAAAUGAUAAUUGCUUUAUAUUAGCAAAACUUUGUGGAUGUUCAAUUGUGUGCUACAAUAACAAAAAGUGGGGGAAAAAAACAACAACCACCACCACCAAGAAAAAAAAGAAACUCCUUACAACGUAGAGUUUACAAAUCAAAAAGGAACGAAAAAAAAUCUUUGUCUUUUUUGUCAUUUUAGUGCUUCCUUAUUUCAUCUAUGCACUCAAACGAGGUAGCGCUUGUGGUUUUCUUGCCUCUCCCCUCCUUCUAAGGCUGGGUUCUUGCUGCUGGCUGCCACAUCUAACAAGCAAUGGAGCCCGAAGACCUGACCAACUUUACUGUACUACUACUACUACUACUACUACUGUAUAAGUGCACCAUUCACAUUUACCUGUCAAGUCCAUAGUGUAUCAGGUUCUAGGUAUGCAAUCAGUGUACUUGGAUACAUAGCGUCCUAUUUAGAACGAAGGGAAAAAAGAUGGUCGUUAGGUUCGAAAACGCUGCCAGAAAUCUUGGACUCUCAGUAGAACGUAUCCCUCGAGGAUAUGAAUGUUGAUCAGUAUCAGCUAGUUACACAUCCCAUCAACUCAACAGCCAUUGGAAUAAUAUGAGUGUCUACGGGUAGAGAGAAGGGCCGUGGAAAUCCGGGAGGAAGUUAUUUCCAAAACUUACUCUCCCGAGAGAUACCAGUGUAUCUCUAUGUUGUUUACAUCUCCCUCUCUCACAUGGUCUCUCUGUACUUAGUUUUUCUAUUCUCUACUAUCUGAAUAGGGGAAGGUCUUCGGGUUUUUCUAGCUCUUGCCUCGUAUUUUAAACUCUUAGUCGUUCUCUGUCUGUGCUUGGAGUGUAAAAGUGUACCCACGUUUAUCUGAGUGUGCUGUCUCUGUUUUCCGGGGUCCCAGGAUGGGCUCAGCCCCCAGUUUCAUGAAGCUGAGAGACACUCCCUCUCUGCUUUGUGGUUUUUUUUUUUUUUUUUUUUAAUAUGGGGGUUUUGACUCUAUCCUGUAGAUCCUAUAUAGUGGAGCUAUGUGCUUUUAAGUGUGUGUGUGUGUGUGUGUGUGUGUGCGCGUGUCUUAUGCAUGAUCCCUGCCUCACCUGUUUUAACCAAUCACCUCCUCAGUAACACACCAGGAAACUGAAUGUUUACAUCAUUUGAAUCCUCCUUUGACUUUAAUCGAGUGCACACUAAGUCUAACAUGCCUUAUUCAGCAUUAAGGCUACUCUAUCAGGAUGUGCCUUUUAGGCCGACCCUAGAUAAUCGUUGGUACACCCUUUUCAUAACACCCACACCAUUUAAAAGAAAAACCUAAAUGAGUAUUCGUUCUUAGUAUGUAUACUACUGAAGGAGGAUAAUGUGCUGUUUACAUGACUAUAUAUAGAUCUAUAUAUACAUAGGUAUAUAAUCUGUACAUAGCCCUGUGUCUAAUGUAAACAUGACUUGUACGGUUACGUGUUGUACAGCGAUGUGUUCAUGUGUUCGGAAGCAGGCGUGUCAGGGUGUCUACUAGGGCAAAGGUGAAUUAAUGAUGCAAGCGUGUGGUGAGGAUUUAAGUUUGAGCAAUACAGGGAAGCGCGAAAAGGGACGUGGCUUCAAAAGUUCAACUCUGUUGUAAAAAGUAUCCCUUUAGAAGAUGUUGAUGAACUAUUUUCUGUUUUCCUUCCUUUUUUAAAAUGACUAUAUUAAAAUAAUUCUUUGAAGAAAACAGAUUUAAGAUGCAAUACAUGUUGUCCGAGACAGGCUUUCUCCUGAACGAAAGGAUUGAUUCAGAAAAUGAUUUGGCGACCUUGAAGAUCAGAUCUGGUCCUCGAUGUCGUACUCUAAUUAAUCUGCAGGGUAUGAUUCCCUUGACUUUGGGUGUUGUGUAUAAUAUUGCCACCAAAUCCCUCUCACGCAGUAGUGAACUUAUACAACUCGGAUUUCUGAUUGUGUGUGUGUGUGUGUGCUAGUGUACGUUCUCGGACUGCUGAAGUGAGAGAUUGUUGGUUGGUAGUCGGACACUUGAACGGGUCAAAUGAAGGUCUUAUAGAUAGUCCUGUCAGGAGAGCCUUAAACCAAUGGGGGGGGGGAAGCUAUUAAUCUUUUAUGAAUAAUCUCUGCUGUCCUUUAAAAGUCCAAUCUGUUUUCUUAAGUGAACUUUUUCAAUACAGCCAUACAAAAAGAUAUAUAGAGUACAUAAAUAUGAAUCUAUAUGUAUUUGUGUUGGUGUAGAUAAAUAUAUAUAUAUAUCUAUAUAUAUAAAAGAUAUAUAAUUUCUUAUAGAAUUUUGACCAUUUAUUCAGUAUUUGAAAGCACUUCAAUACAUUUCAAUGUCAAUCUAGAAUGUACAGAAAGAUAAUCCAAAUGAAAGGGAAAAAAACCUCCCAGAGGGAACCCUGUUUAAAAUGCAAUACAUCUCCAUUUUAGCAAUCACUAUUUGACCAAAAAGUAUACUUAAUGUGUGUAUAGGAAAAGUGCAGUACUGCAUUGAAUCUGUCUCAUAAGUGAAUGUUAUGACCGGUCUGCUUGGCCCUUGUGUGUAUGAGAGCAAGCGUGCGAAUGCAUCUGUGUUUUCAUUGCUACAGUAAGAAAUGUAAGGAAAGAGAUUUUAUUUUAUAUCUUGUCACAUCCUUGGGCAGAAAAUAUCGCAAUAUUGGAAAAUAUUUGCCAGUUAUUGUCAAAAAAGAUUUCGAUAUUCUACGUCAUGAUCAUCAUAAAUAUCAAAAUUCAGUCCCGUUUUGUGUUUAUUUGGUGCUGAAGCCUCAGCAAACGGAGCCUCUGAUGUCUUUGUGAAUCCAUGAAGCCAGUGAUGGUUGUAGUCUUGCUGCUUCAGUAUUGUGUGUUUGGUGGAAACGAAAUCAGCAUCAAAGGGCAUACAUAUGAUUUCUUUAUUUCAUUUCUAUUGAAUUUUUUUUGUCUUUACAUCUAAUGACUAUCAAACUCACUAUGAUUUUCCUUUUUUAAUGUAGUUUUUUGGAAUAAAGUAAAUACUUCUAGUAAGAUUUUAUAUUUUUACAUAUAUUGGUUUUGAGGUGGGUUUUUUUUGGUUUUGUUUUGUUUUUUUAUUUAAAUGCCACUUAGCUUGAAUGUCUUUUAAUGGUGUUUUUUUUUUCUUUCUUUGUAUUGUGUGAUUUCAUAUGUCUUGAGAAUGGAGACAAAUGCAUUUCAGUAUUUUUGAAUUGUUGAAAUCUAGUUUCACAGAUUACCUAUACGGUGGAAAUUAUCUGAUGUUAUAAAUUAUAUUUUAAUUCAUGUAAAUAGUUGAAAAAAGAUGGCUUCCUUUUAAACUGAAUACAUUUCUCUUCUGAGAUUGUUUACAUUAUUAAACUGUAGAAACUGAUCCUCAUAUACUGUUAAAAAAAAUAGUAUAUAUAUUCAUUGAUUUGGCUCCAGACAAUAAAAAAAGUCCUAAUGAACACUGAUAA